CUCUGGCUGAAAAUCAACACUUACUGAACAAAAUAAMAUAGAUGUGAGAAUAUCAUUUCAAAAGUCACGCACAAAAUGUGCAUUUGUACAAGAAAUGCAAACAGACUUAAAUUUCUGUUUCUUGGUGAUCAUGGAGUUGGCAAAACCUGCACAACGAUUGCUGCUAUUGUUGGUUCUUAUCCCUCAAGCUACAUUCCUAGCGCAGACUUCGAGAACUGGGCUCACUACGCAACUGUUGAUGGAGUCGACUAUUUUUUAGAUGUCGCUGAAGCUCCAGGGAGAGAUUGCAAGGAGGACAUAAGGGUUCUUGCAUUUGUGGGGAUCGAACCUGAUGUUUUAUUCAUUUGUUUUGAUGUGGCAAAUAGAGCUUCGUUUGAGAGUGUGGAGCAGAAAUGGCUACCGGAAGUGAAACAUCUUGCCCCUUACUUACCAAUCGUGUUAGUCGCAAAUAAGACUGAUUUAUGGAACAGCAGUGACAGAAACUCAGGAGAUAUAGUCUCUGCAGAGGAAGGACGUUCUCUUGUGCAAAGGCUUGGGUUAGACACCUAUCUGGAAUGCAGUGCAAUGACACAUGAUGGAAUACCAGACGUUAUACCCACUGGUGUCAGAGUUUAUAAGGAUUCAAAAGCAAUAAUUAAGCGAUGCAGGAAAGUUGUACACAGAUUAAAAGUAGUAUUUUCAAACAAGCCUACUUUGAGUCGAUUUUUAAAGUGCUUGAUAACGUGUAAAUAUUCUUAUUUUGUGUAUUGUUCUAGACAUUCUUGUGUUUUACAUAUGAGAUCUCCUCCAGAAAAAGACUAUCCGAAUUGCUAUUGUCGACAGAAAAAAUAAGAUGUGAAUUUGAGGAAACAUUAAUAUUCCAUUUUAUUGGAAUUCUCAAUUCCCAAAAUUAAGAGUCAACAGAAACCAGAAUUAUCAAUAGUAUGAUCAGCAUCAAAUUACAUCAGGGAUGGUUGUACGAAGGCUGGAUAGCAGUAUCCACCAGAUAACUAUAAAUCUGUGGAAUAUUUCUUUUGCAUUUGACGGUCACAUGGUACUAAAUCCGCCAUUAUACUGGAUGGCAAAAGAAUGUAAACUACCUCAAAUACAAAAGGAACACAGGCUGUCAAGCUUGACUUUUCUUUGUUUUGAACAUCCCAGUGGGAAUUUUGCCCUCCAGUAUGGGGGAUUUAGUACCAUGUGGACAUUAAAUGCAAAAGGACUAUUCCACAGAUUAUCCAGUGGUAUGUUUCUGGAAUAGUACUGACAUGAUAGUGUUACAAGCAUGCAUUUACAUUAUAUCAGCUUUUAGUAUAAACAUACUAAUGGUCUAUCACUCAUACUGUGCUGCGAUUGGCUACUCUACUAAAGGUCUAAUUUGUGAUAGACCACUCGCGG
Molecule: messenger RNA, 1377 nt
Organism: Exaiptasia diaphana
Lineage: Eukaryota; Metazoa; Cnidaria; Anthozoa; Actiniaria; Aiptasiidae
Product: ras-like GTP-binding protein RHO
Exons: 2
Coding region: 76-831 (251 amino acids)
Biological process (GO): small GTPase-mediated signal transduction
Molecular function (GO): GTPase activity; GTP binding
Source: RefSeq, a predicted model, not a curated record